Messenger RNA from Ictalurus punctatus (channel catfish), 1597 nucleotides. It is a transcript of the gene c29h11orf68, whose product is annotated as chromosome 29 C11orf68 homolog. NCBI's taxonomy places the organism in Eukaryota, Metazoa, Chordata, Actinopteri, Siluriformes, Ictaluridae. The coding region runs from base 514 to 1236 and encodes 240 amino acids. The record is from RefSeq and is a predicted model, not a curated record. The transcript has 2 exons.
CAGAUUUGUUUGUAGCGUGAAAUAAAGUUGGGUAUUGGAACUGUAGCCGUUAGCACUUAGCGUAGUCAAGGCGAUAAAUGCAAAUAAUAUAAGCGGUUAUUAAUGAUAAAGGUUUCUUUUUUUAAGUAUAGCAAGAAGGAAAAGAUGGACUGGGUAGAAAUGAGUUGUUUGUUGGUAAAAUGUUCAUGGGUAAAGUGGAUAAACAUAGAAACGCAGUUUUAUUAGCCGGAUGCUAACGUGAAAAGUCCAGUUUGAGUUGACGCUUUUUCUGUUUAAACGUUUUCUUCUUGUGUUGCAGGUCCGAUUAAAACAGGACAACUUUAUCUUUAGCAAGAAACCAAUCCGCAGUAGUAUAUAGUAUAGCAUAGCAUUUGCAACAUGUAGUUAAUCAGAAUAAAAAAAUAAAUAAAAAAAAUAAAAAAAAAACACAUUAUUGGCUGGACUAAGGGUGCAUCGAUACUGAUAUCAGGAUUACACACCGCAUUAUCCACCGAGUCGCAUUCGGAACAGAAGAUGGAGGAAGAAGACGACCAUCCCGAAGCUCUUUCAGCAGAGGAUUACGCUGCCGAGGCGAUGGCGGCCGAUCUGGAUCCUUGGAUCGUAUUCGACGCCCGCAAAACUCCCAGAGCCGAGUUCCCAAGUUGGCUCGAGUCCAAUCGGCCCUCGUUGGUGAGCCGCUUCGGGGACGACGUCUCGGGGCCUGUAGGGUGGAUCGCCGUGUACGGCACCAGCCACUGCCCGAGCAAAGGCGACGUCUCGGGCUUGCAGGAGAGCUGGGAAAGACUUCGCUCCAGCGGCCGAGCCAUCACUUUCCAGACCAUUAAAGAGAUCGCACUGAACCACAACGUGCUCACGGGGAAAUGGCUGAUGCACUUGGACACGGGUUUCAAAGUGGACCACGCGUGGGAGUGCGUCGCGAGAGCCAUCCUGGACGGGAAGAUCUCCGUGGCCAAAGUGAGUCCACGCGACCCCAACUCGGACGGCAAGCACGUCAUUUGCGUCUACAACCAGAACUUCGCUGACGAGGAGCAGGUGAUGCAGCUGGACGCGGCCAUCAGGGCGACGGGCAUCAAGUGUCCUCUGUCUUACAAGCCAGACGUCUACACGUACCUCGGGAUUUACAGGAAUAACCGCUGGAAGCUGUGUCCCACGAUUUACGAGAGCAAGUUCGAUCUGGAGUGCGUGCCUCGCCGCUCACACAUCAUCAACAAAGUCACCAACUUGGAGGUCACAUAGGCGGACGAUCAAAACUCCAGCAUUGUGGACUGUCCUGAGAAUACCGAAGAGAGUGUUUGUUUGAUUGUUUGUUUGUUUGAUUGUUUGUUUGUUGUUUAAUGACCUGUUCAAUUUAAUCUUCUCUCGUUCACCUAAAAUUGUUCUCUUAACUUUUCUUACCAAUCUGUUUUUUUGUUGUUGUUUUUUUUUUCCUCGAGACUUUUGUCUGAAGUCAGUUUUAAAGAGAUCGUACCUAAUUUACAAGCAACUUCAUCAUCUCUGGUUUGCCACAAUGCUAAUUAAAACUUUAAUAAUUUGUGUUUAAUUAUUAAGGAGCAAAAAGAUAGCACCCCUCGUGCUUAAUAAACAUGUGUGACAAACA